AGUGUUCAUGAUUAAAACCUUAAAGAAAUGUUGGACCUGACCCAAAAAAGCUAUAAAAUGAUGUAAAAGUAAACUAAAUUUUCGGCAACGUUCUGUUUGCCUUCGUCAGAGUGAAAUAAUUAGAUGAAUAAUUAAAGAAGAGUUUACGACAUGUUUUGAUCCCUAAGGGGCACAAUAAAAGGCAAAUAGCCCUUAGGGAGAGGCUGGCGCUCAUUUACAGCAUCGGUAUUAAGCGUGGAACGCCAAGAUUCUAAGAAUAAGCGUUUAUGUCGAUUGCUACCGCCACGUACUAGUAUUUCUACGUAGUUGGGAUGGAUAUCAUGUCAAGUCUUCCCCGUGUGCUGUUUUAUUGCCGAUUCAUUGUUUCCUCCUGUGCCAGGCUUGUGCUCUGCCCCCCGAGAGUUCCAAGAUCUUUUGCUUUCGCCAAUGUAUACAAACGAAGACGAUCUACACUUGACUUUGUUGGACCGAAAUUGUUUACAAGGUUUUAAUUAAUAGUUACUAAUCGGGCUACUUUUUGCCCUUCUUUUCAGCAAUUAUAUUGGUUCCUGAUGUAUGGCUGUCGUUUUUCACCAAGAAACUUCCAACAGAACAGCAGGACAAGACAAACUUGACUAUUUAUGGCUGUCUUGUAGGGGCAGCCAUUAUAUUUGCAAUCAUUCGUGCAUACGCAUUCCUCUUGGUUUGUGUAAGAUGUUCUGAGCGUCUUCAUGACAAAAUGGUUGAGGCAAUUUUACAAGCACCAGUUCUGUUCUUUGAUUCGAAUCCUGCGGGACGAAUCCUGAAUCGAUUUUCUAAAGAUGUGGGCUGUAUGGACGAGCUGUUGCCACUAAGAUUUCUGUUUUCAAUCCAGUUGGUAUUGCUGUUGUUUACAUCCGUCAUCGUGCCAUCUGUCGCAAAUCCUUGGCUUCUAUUUGCUUCUGUUCCGUUGACUGUGUUAGUCUUCUACAUCUCCAAGUAUUACUUGAAGACUUCCAGAGAACUGAAACGAUUAGAGUCCAUAAGUCGCAGCCCAGUCUUCUCUCACAUUUCGGAGACUCUGAAUGGCCUGGAUACGAUUCGGACGAGGAGCAGACAAAGAGAUUUCGUGGAUCAGUUUUACAGAUAUCAAGACAUUCAUAGUCAGUCACAUAUUAUGGUGAUCGCCAGUGGUAGAUGGCUUGGGGUUCGCCUGGAUGUUAUCGUGUCUUUGUUAAUUGGUACAGUGGCUCUAGCGGCAGUUUUCGCGUCACAAGAUGCAGGUAAGUAUAUCUUAUUCACACAAUUUUGCGUAUUAUGACA
This is a messenger RNA of Orbicella faveolata, 1281 nucleotides long. RefSeq names its product ATP-binding cassette sub-family C member 4-like. Gene Ontology annotation, cellular component: membrane. Gene Ontology annotation, biological process: transmembrane transport. NCBI's taxonomy places the organism in Eukaryota, Metazoa, Cnidaria, Anthozoa, Scleractinia, Merulinidae. The record is from RefSeq and is a predicted model, not a curated record. Gene Ontology annotation, molecular function: ATP binding; ATP hydrolysis activity; ABC-type transporter activity.